This is a messenger RNA of Aphanomyces astaci, 1345 nucleotides long. RefSeq lists its product as hypothetical. Lineage: Eukaryota; Oomycota; Saprolegniomycetes; Saprolegniales; Verrucalvaceae. Gene Ontology annotation, molecular function: lipase activity. Gene Ontology annotation, cellular component: membrane. Bases 8 to 1159 code for a protein of 383 amino acids. The transcript has 3 exons. The record is from RefSeq and is a predicted model, not a curated record.
UAUCCGGAUGUUUUAUCCGGAUGCGCCGAAAGCGCAUGCGCCGAAAAGUGGAAACCCGCGCUUGCUCAUGCCCUUGGAUGCGUGGUUGCCGCGGCCAGUGGUGGCUGCAGCCGUAGGAAUUGGCUUAUUAGGUGCUGGUGCUGGCCUGUUAUACAUAAGUCUCUUCGAUCCAUCGCUGGAUACAUCCAGAACCUCCAUACCAUUGAGUGCCGACGAAGAAGCCGUCGCCAAGUUGGCAUUGCAUUCCCACGAACACGUCUUGGCAAUCAAACAACGGCCCGGUCGAAGUGUCCAACUGUUUUCCCAAACGUGGAUCCCUAAACGAGGCGUGACAAGUGCGAACGCCGUGGUUAUCCUUGUGCACGGUCUCAACGAGCAUUCCAGCAGCAUGCUACAGUUGGUGCACACGCUGCUGGAAGAGAACUACAUCGUGUACGCCUUCGACCAUGAAGGCUUUGGACGAAGUUCAGGUCUGCACGCCCUUAUUCACAGCCACGAGUCGCUUGUCGACGACAUCCAUCAACACAUCAAGGCAGUCCACGCAAACUUUCCCACGAAGAAGCGCUUUGUCCUUGGCGGUUCCUUGGGUGGUGCCCUCACGUUGCAUCGACUGUUGCGCGACUCGAGUGACAUUGACGGCGCGAUCAUCCAAUGCCCCGCCCUAGAAAUCCACGCUACCAGACAACCUCCCGCGAUUGUGCAAGCGAUUGGCCAUGCUGUGGCGUAUGUGGCCCCGUUCUUUGCGGUCAUGCCGUCGAAUGGAGGCAAAGGGUCCAGCGAAUGUGUUCGAGCGACUGUGCAAAAGGCCAAACUGCAAGAUCCGCUGUACUACACGGGCAAACUCCGCGUCGGCACUGCCUUCCAAGUCAAGCAAUGCGUGGAAACUCUACAGCACCAGCUGGUCACGCAGCGUGCGUUGCCAGUGCCCUUGCUGCUGCAACACGGCACGGCCGACGUCAUCUGUUCCAUUGAAGGGUCCCAAGAAUGGUUUGACAGGAUCCAAGAAUGCCCCGAUAAGACGUUCAACAAGUACGACCAGGCCGCCCACGACCUGCUGCACGAACCAGUGGCGAACCAAGUGAUAGAAGACGUUGUCCAGUGGCUGAACCUUCGAUGCUACCGCCCUCAAAUGGACUUUCAAAGCGUCACUUCAAUGUAACGUUGUGGAAACUGCAAUGUGGAAGGUGCCAUCAUCACGGCGUACGGUCAACCAGGAGAUUUUUAUUUCGUGUGUCUACCGGUCGUACAAGGGGCUGUGCAUGGUAGGUCAGAGCAUCCAUGUGUGUGUGUAGUUGGCUAGGAGAUAACCGCAUACCAGAAAAGGAAGCACAUUGAAGUACACAGA